Naegleria fowleri is the source of this 1164-nucleotide messenger RNA. RefSeq lists its product as uncharacterized. Bases 1 to 1164 code for a protein of 387 amino acids. Lineage: Eukaryota; Heterolobosea; Eutetramitea; Acrasida; Naegleriidae. The record is from RefSeq and is a predicted model, not a curated record. The transcript has a single exon.
AUGAGAGUUUUUAGCAAACCUCUUGUAACAGUGGCGUUGAUUGCCCUGUUGCUGAGUGUUGUAAUGUUUUCAAAUGCCCCUGUCAGUUGCCAAUAUUCAGUGAUUAACGGAAGACCUAUCAUUCAAAAUCCACAAUAUGGAGCAUAUCCUGCUCAGCAAAUGCCUCCUCAGCAAGGAAUGUAUCCUCAAGGACAACCCGGUGCACAGCCACAACAACAGCAACCUCAGAAUACACCCAAAUCUCGAGUAUCUACAGCCAUUAAUAAUAUCAAAAUGCAAUUGAACAUGAUCACUUCCUUUGGUUCAUUCUGUUGGGGUGAUAAUGGAUUCAAAGAUUGUAACUUGGUGGAAUCUGCUGCAAGAACCAUUCUGUCAAAUGUCAUGCAAUUGCAAAAUGAAGAAAAAGGAGGUUUUGCUGGACAACCUGAUGAUUGGAAGAUCGUAAAAGAAAAACUUGUUCCUCUCUCUCAGCAACUCAUGACAGACUCUCAAAAUAAGGAUUGGAAAGCUUAUCAAAAUACUGCUGCUAAAAUUGAUGCUGCUGUUGCAAGUUUUAGAGGAAAUUAUCAGGAAAAUCAACAACAACAGCAACCAGGUGGUCAACCUCAAUAUCCUCAGCAAGGCGUUCCUCCAGUCGCACAACAACCACCUCCACAGAUGCCUCCUCAACAGCAGCAACAACCACCUGUGACCACUCCACUGCCUGCUACUAAUGCUCCACAACCAACCAAUCCAUCUGCACCAUCCAAUGCGAAUAAUGGACAGCAAUUCCAGUCUGGAGGAAAUCCAUCUCCACAACAGCAAGGCUCCUAUGGCCAGUAUCCUCAGGGUUAUAAUUACUAUCCACAGCAGCAACAGGGAUAUCCUCAACAACAGGGGGCCUAUGGUCAGUAUCCAUAUGGUUAUGGUCAAUAUCCUCAACAAGGUUACGGUCAAUAUGGUCAAUACCCUUACUAUUCUCAAUACUAUCCUCAACAGCAAGGUGGUUAUGGUCAAUAUCCUCAACAAGGUUACGGUCAAUAUCCUGGUGGUUACGGAUACAACUAUCCAUCAAAUUAUGGUUAUGGCUAUCCUUCUGGUUAUCCACAAAUGUAUCCAGGAAGUUAUGGCCAGCAGCCUCAAUAUUCUCAAAGUGCAGCUUCCAGUGCAUCGUCGAAUGAGUAA